Penaeus indicus is the source of this 4431-nucleotide messenger RNA. It is a transcript of the gene Stim, whose product is annotated as stromal interaction molecule homolog. The coding region runs from base 134 to 2497 and encodes 787 amino acids. Gene Ontology annotation, molecular function: calcium channel regulator activity; protein binding; calcium ion binding. Lineage: Eukaryota; Metazoa; Arthropoda; Malacostraca; Decapoda; Penaeidae. The record is from RefSeq and is a predicted model, not a curated record. The transcript has 17 exons. Gene Ontology annotation, biological process: activation of store-operated calcium channel activity; intracellular calcium ion homeostasis; store-operated calcium entry. Gene Ontology annotation, cellular component: endoplasmic reticulum; plasma membrane.
ACCGCCGAGGAGGGAGAACGUGCUCGGCUUUUCUCUCCCAUGUCUUUAACACUGUUCUCGCCAAAAAUCACUUCCUCUUUAACAUAAAUACCCAUAAUGAGAAGGCAUUAGAUUACAUUUAUAGUUAGAAAUAAUGGAAAAAAUCAUGGCAAGAACCCUCCGUGAGAAAACGGUAGUGAUACUGUUGUGUUUUGUUGGUCUGGUUUUUGCCAACAAAUAUCCCGUCACAGAGAAAGGUUGUGUGCCAGUUGAUGAACUCUGCCUGGUACCAGAAGAAGUGCCAAACUAUGAGGCCAUUAAAUCACUCCAUUCCCAGCUGGAUGACGACAGGAGUGGAGACAUUGAUGUGUCAGAAUCUGUUGAGUUCCUGAAGGAGGAGCUGCAGUAUGCCAAAGGUUACGAAAAGCGCCAGAAGGUGUUCCACUCUAACAAUGACCAGUAUAUAUCGGUGCGAGAGCUGUGGCACAUGUGGAAGAAGUCGGAGGUGCACAACUGGACCGUGGAACAGACCGUUUCAUGGCUGGCAGAGUCGGUGGAGCUCCAGCAGUAUGCACAAAACUUCUAUGCUAAUGCUGUAAAUGGAUCUGUGUUGCCAAGUACCAUUCUCAGCGUGAUAGCUUCCAGAACCGAAAGAAGAAGUGAAAGGCAUAUGCUAGAAAGAUUGGCAGCCAACAAUGAACAGUUCUUGACCAAAGUCCUGGGGAUCAAGGACCCAAAACACAGGUCCAAGAUCACUAUUAAGGCUAUGGAUGUGGUGCUCUUUGGACCCCCAAAAGAAACAGGCAGCCAUGUGAAAGAUCUGGUGUUGGUGUCCCUCUUGACGCUGGCUCUCAUUGGCUGCUUUAAGGCGUACCAGAGGAACCGCCAGUAUGAAGGACAACUUAGUGACAUGCUGAGGGAUAUGGAGAAGCUGAGAGAAGCUGAAGAGAACCUGCGUCAUUUAGAGCAAAGAGUUCAGACAAACACCAAGGCAGAAGAACGUCAAAUCAGCGAAGAAAAUAGGGAGCAUAAUGAGGAGGUUCAGCUUCUCAAACAACAGCUUGAGGAAGAACGAGAAAAGAAUGAGCAAAUGAAGGAACAGAUGAAGUGGAGUGCUCCCCGCGAUCUCCAGCACUGGCUCCAGUUGACCUAUGAGCGAGAGCGGCUAGCCUUCGAAAAGAAGCAGAGAGGGGCUCGUGAGCAGUUCAGUCAGGCGAGAGACUUGUGUGAGAAACUCAACCGUCAGCGUCGCAGUCUUAUCGGAAUGAUUGCCUCUGUUAAUGGAAAAAUGGAGAAUAUUGAUCAGUCGAUUAGUCAGGCUAGAACGAUCAUGGAGGAGGUGACACAGGAAUUGCGUGAAAGAGAACAGCGCUGGCAGAACAUUGAGAUCCUUGCAGGAUGUAGCAUCAUAACUAACGCUGGUCUUCAUGCACUUGAGCUAAUGCUCCGUCCCCAAGUGAAUGGUCGGCCACACUCCACCUAUGCACCCAGUAUAGGGCGUUCGUCACGUCUGAGCGCAAGCCUUGAUGACUUUGACGAUGAUAACCUGUCCCUCUACACACAGGCUUCUGUUCACCAGCUAUUAAGCAGCCAGUCAGCAUUAAUGUUUCUCACCAUGGGGGGCUGUACAGGGGCAUCGAGCUGUUAUGGUGGAGUGGCAAUUAACUCAUCAGGAUUAGGGGGAACUCCCAGAGAUUCCAUGGUAGAUGUCCGAGGCAGUGUUGGGAGUGUGCGCAAGAGGAGCCAGCUGCUCACAAGAGACUCAGGGUCAUCACUGGGGUCUGAGGCUUCAAUUACUCAGACUACUGUUAUGCACCACAGUCAGACCUAUACAGCAGGAAUGGGCUUACGUACAGAGGAAGAGGAAUGCAUCCGUCGUGCCUCCAGUACUGGCAGUAUUACCGUGACAGACUGUCCUCAGUCCAAGGAUUCCGAAUCAUCAACAGAAGAGACGGAUGGCUCUGCAUGUGUGUCAGAGACUACUAGUUUCAGCAUGGGGGGCAGCCGCCUGACGCUGAACUCUGAGUGUAGCAGAACCAUAAGUCCUGUACAGGUGAGUUCAACCACCCCUGCACACACACCUGCUAAUGCACUGCCUCAAACCACCUCAGGGGGGGUACUUGCUAAACCUUCUCCUAAGCGCAGUCCAAUGCUCAAGUCAUUCAGUCAGGACACUGAUGCUUCCAACACACCUGACAUGAGAUGGAAGGAGCGUGAAAAUAUCUCUGCGAGUGAGCCAGCCUUGGAUAGUCCCAGGACGUCCUUGAUGCUCAACAAGAAGAAAGGAGCAUCGCCAUCCGAGGAAGGAAACUCCUCCGACUCCUCCAUGAUGGAAGAGAGACCCCCAAGCGCGGACUCAAGAAAAAAGUCCAAAAGUUGGUUCCGUAAUGGCAUAUCUAGUAGUCUAAAGUUUAGUAGAAGCAAGAAACUUAAAGAAACAGAAAAAGAAUCAAGUAAAAAUAACACAAAGCAUCUGUCUGCUGAUUUCUGUCUUCAUGCAUCUCAGUAUGCUAUUUAAUUAGCCUCUCUUUUUAUUUAAGUCUGUGGACAUCUGUGUCAUAUAUCCUAAUGCUAAAAAUUAGGCUAUCAAGUGUAUAUGUAUAAAUAUGUCAACUUCCCUUUCUUAUUAUAGUAAAAAGAAAAAAAAAAAGAAAUGGUUCUAUUCCAGUUUUAUUGUUUUUUUCCUUAUUAUAGGGUGUUUUCCAGUGAUGCACUUUGCAAAACUAUGCUAAGGGUAAAAUUGAUAAUACCUUGUAAAUUAUUUAUUUAACGAGAUUUAGAAAUCCAUGUCUCCGUGGACUCUAAAUUCAAUUUAAUGCUCUUAUAGCACACUCUGAAAGUGAUAUAUUGCUUGUCUUAUACUGUUAUGUAAGCCAGAUUUUUUUUUUUAUUAUUAAUUUAGUCAUGAGAAUCCAUUUUGGUUUUGUACUGUGUGAAUGUAAUGGAAAUUCCUAUUGUUAUUCCAUUAGUCACUGUUAUGCUUCCUUUUUUUUUUCUUUUUUUUUUCUUUUUUCUUUUUUAAAGUCUUCAUAUGUGAUAUUGAUGAUACUGAAGUGAAGAAUGUUAAGAUCUAAAGAAGCUUAUAGAUUGCCUCGUGAAAAGUCUGUUUUUUAUAUGAACUGCUUGUUUUACAGAUUGAGAGUAUGAUUGCUUUUGAAUAAAUUGGGGCAGAUGUGAUUGUAUUUAAAGCGUGUGGUCAUGGCUCUUGAAUAUCAUAGCAGAGGAUGAAGAAGUUACAAAGACACUGACUGUCACAAUCACAUUCACAAUCACACACUCACACACAACUCAUACUCGUGCUUACACACAGACACACACACACACACACACUCACUCACUCACUCACUCACUCACUCACUCACUCACUCACUCACUCUCUCUCUCUCUGUCUCUCUGUCUCUCUGUCUCUCUCUCUCUCUCUCUCUCUCUCUCUCUCUCUCUCUCUCUCUCUCUCUCUCUCUCUCUCUCUCUCUCUCUCUCUCUCUCUCUCUUCCGCACUCGUUUUCACUCUCACUCUCACACUCACUCACACAAUCCGUUUACCCUUCUCAUACUCACUCUCUCACUCACACUAACAUACACAUGCAUAUUAGCAAAAUUAAGGAUCAAUAUCAUUACUAAAGUUCUUGCUGAUUAUCCUGGACCAAUGAUGGUUUGCUUUACCAGUCUGGCAAGUUCCAUGUAAUUUACACUAAUAGAUAUGGUGUGCGGUACUCUAUUUAAUAGUGUCCUCAUUUCACAUUGCAUUGAUUAUUGGUUUUCUUGUUUACUUGUAUUUUUUUUUUUUUUUUUUUUUCUUUUAGUUAUUGUAUAUACUUUAUUACUUAUUUAGUCCUAGAGCUUUCUAAAGAUCUGGCACAAGAAAUUUAGAUCUUGAGUGGGCAGAAGGUGAAUCUUUCGAAGUUGGGAUAUUGAGAAAGAAAUGUUAUUCUCUUUGUAAUUUAACCCAGUUGCCUCAUUUGGUGAGAAUAUAUACCAUGUCUAACUGUAAUAUAAGUUUAUUUAUUGUAUUUACACAUAGAUGGCUUUACAAGUUCUUCAUCAUCACCAAAUAGCCAGUUAUUAGAACUACUUAUCUCACCUGUUUACCCUUUUCCUUCACUUUUGGAAAGGGUCUUUUGUAUAAUUUCAUUUAAAAACCAUAACAUCAAUAACAAUAAUAACAAUAUCGAUAGCAAUGGAUUUAAUAAGAAAAACACAUUUUCCCGUCAAUGCAAGGAAUGGUGAAAUCAGGAUCGGUAACUAGGGCCGACUGAUAGACUCCUUGCUGACUGAGCACAAGUGGAGUCAUCUGUAUGUAACAAAAUUCACCAAAAACUACAGGGGACAGAACAUAAAUCUGUGGCAGUUGGGUUAAAGCUUUAGCCUUGGGAAUAACAGGCAACAUAUAUAUGUGUGCAUAUAUCUAUAUAUCAAUAUAUGUGUGUGUGUGUGUGUGUGUGUGUGCGUGUG